UACAAGUUAUAUAUAUUUAUGUUUUUUAUAAACUGAGUUAGCUACUGUCAGGCAUUAUUUGUCAGUCCCUCCAGAAAAACACGAAUAAACGCUUGCAUGAUUUUAUAAUCCCCGCAUUUUCGUUGCAAAAAAGUCACAUAUAUCUAUAUAUCUUAGUAGAAAGUUGAAAAAUGUUGCAUUUACUUCACAGAAGAGCAACCAUUUUCCCGUUGCCAUGGGAACGUUAUGAAAUGACGUAAUUAUACGACGUGAACGUCACUGGAAAGCUGCAAACCCUGCGAUUGCACUUUUUUGUUUCCAGUGGGUUAAAUCAUACUAGUUUCAAAAACCUUACAGUUGUAAAUAUUAGCAGUGUGUACAUUUGCGUUACAGUAAGAGACUGCACUUUGUGCAUUGGAAGCACUUAUUUUAACAGAAGAUGUCUACCUCUGCAAAACAGGAAGCACAUUUUAUUUUUUUAUAUUGUAUUUAUCCAUUUUUACAGUUGUCAAGUUGUAGCAUAUUCCUUUUGUAAAGCUACAGACCUUGUUUGACUCAUCAAUGUUUUGUAAGUCUGAAAUAAAACCAGAUGAGAACUUAUGUUUGCUUAUCAUAGGAAGUAAUAAAAAAUUACUCUUUACAUUAAGGUUGUAGCCUAGUGAGAACAGGGUGUUGGGGGAAUCACUUUUUAUUCUCUUUUACAUCAAACCGCAGUUUUUGCAGCAGUUCCCACAAUUUUAUCGCAUAAAAUUAUCCUGCUUAUAUUAAAAAAACAUGCUGCAUAAUUAAGGAUUUUUUCCUGCAACAACCACAAAAAAAAUCUGUAUUUUUCUGGAAGGACUGAUUUGUUUGUAACUGACACUGCCACUCGCUAAUUGUACAGGUGAAACACAGCCAGAGAAUGAAUGAGCCACCCUUGAAAACUUGGAUAGCUGCAGAGAAGACAGGGACAGUUGUGACAGCACAUUGUACAUGCAUGGCAGGACUUGGAGAGACAUGUUCACAUGCAGCAGCGUUGAUGUUUGCAGUAAUGUCUGGUGUGAGGCUGCGUGAUGACACGCCGUGUACUUCACUGCCAUGUCAGUGGCUUCAGCCAACACAAAAAAAGAAAAUCGCCUGCUCUGAACUGUCCUCUAUAGAUAUGACAUGUCCCAGAACGCAGAGUAGAAAGGUUUUAGGUCAAGUUGACAUGAGUGUGGUCAAUGAAACUACAUCAAGGAAGUCAGGGCCCUGUGAUGCUACGUCCAAACCUACAGGAGAUGAAGUUGCAGGCUUUCUGAAUAAGCUGAAGUAUGCAAACCCAAGAGCUGCUGUGCUCUCUGUAGCUCCAAACCACUCCAAAGAUUUUGUCCCAAUGGCUCUGAGAGAUGGCUAUCCUACACCACUGGGACAACUUUAUGAUGCUGAGAAUGCUUCUUUGACAUACAAUGAACUUAUUGAAAAAUGUGACAAGGUGUUUGAAGAAUUGAAAAUGACAGAUGAGCAAUGUAAGCUUGUUGAACAGGAGACAAAGGGACAGGCUUCAUCAAGGAUGUGGUAUACCUACAGAUGUGGCAGAGUAACAGCUUCCAAGUUUGGUGCAGUUAUCAAAAGCAAUGAAAAUCAGCCCCCAAAAUCACUUGUGAAAGCUGUAUGCUACCCAGAAUCAGCAAAGUUUACCACUGCAGCAACAAGGUGGGGCAUUCAUCAGGAAAACAAGGCAAAGGAGAAAUACACUGAAACCAUGUCAUCAAGACAUGUCAAUUUUGAUGUGACCACCACUGGACUCAAUAUUUCCUCACAUUACCCUCACCUAGGCGCUUCCCCGGAUGGGAAGGUGUCUUGUGACUGUUGUGGCUCAGGCUGCCUGGAAAUCAAAUGUCCCUACUUGGCAAAAGACAAGACACUGCUUGAACUGUCAAAAGAAAAAGACUUUCCCUUGGUCACAUCUUCAUCCUCAGAUGUGACGCUGACACUUAACAGACAGCACAACUACUACUUUCAAGUGCAGUGCCAGAUUCAUGUCACAAAAUCUCUGUACUGUGACUUUUGUGUGUGGACGCCUUCAGAAUUGUAUAUUGAAAGAAUAACCCCAGAUGUAAAUUUUGAAAGACAUGUUAUGAAGGCCACAACGUUUUUCAAGUAUGGAGUGCUGCCAGAAUUAUUGGGAAAAUGGUUCACCAAAAAUGCAGUACUGAAUCCUGGUGCAACAUCUCAUCUGUAGGACUGUUAUUGUGUUAAGCCCUUCACCUUAGGGAUGAUGUUACAGCUUGCACUUAACUUGUACAUAUUUAUACGUAAGUGACACUUUGCCUACAGAGAAAAGAUGAUAUAUAAAGUUAUUUUAUGAUGGGGGAACUACUGAACAUUUUGAAAAGCCCCAAAUUACUGACUGAUGCUUGUGAACUGUUUCCGCCUCCCAUUCAAAGGAGCAGUUGGUGACACAUUUCACAUUUGUAAAUAUGUUACAUUAUUAUUCAAAACCAAAGUUUUUACAGCAUUUUUGGCGUAAUCUUUUUCUUAUUAGUCCUAUCAUUGUAUAUAAAAUGUAACUAUUUAGACUGUAAGUCUGGGGUUAUUUCCACACACUGUUUACAUGUCUAAGGUUGGAAAGUGACAUAUUAGCAUAUCUAGACUGACCUGACAGUUGUGUCAAAACUAUUACAAUUAUUUUCAAUAAAUAAAUAAUAAACUUUAAAA
This is a messenger RNA of Dicentrarchus labrax (European seabass), 2658 nucleotides long. RefSeq lists its product as uncharacterized. Gene Ontology annotation, molecular function: zinc ion binding. Bases 881 to 2182 code for a protein of 433 amino acids. The record is from RefSeq and is a predicted model, not a curated record. The transcript is spliced from 2 exons. Lineage: Eukaryota; Metazoa; Chordata; Actinopteri; Moronidae.